AUGUCCGUCCGUGGUGCUGCUGCUGGUCCUGCUGCUGCUGCUGGUCCUGCCAAUGAGCCGUCCUCCAGCGCUGACAACAUCCGUGUUGUUGUCCGCAUCCGGCCGUAUCUGACGUCCGAGGCCGGCGAGGAGACUCAGUGGCUGUUUGAGUCGGACAUGUGCAUUGCUGAGGCACAUGGGCGGCGGUAUGGGUUUGAGCGUGUCUUUACUCCGUCCGACUCAACCAAGACGGUGUACGAGGCUGUGGCGCGGCCGAUCGUGAGCUCUGUCCUCCGCGGCUUCAAUGGAACGCUCUUUGCCUACGGCCAGACUGCGUCGGGCAAGACGUACACCAUGAUGGGCGAGAGCCAAAAUCCAGGCAUCCUUCCACGGGCGGUCCAGGAGGUUUUCGCCGCCAUUGCCGCCUCGCGCGACACCCUCUUUCUUCUCCGCGUCUCCUACCUCGAGAUCUACAACGAGGAGGUCAACGACCUGCUGCGCCUCGAUGGACGCGACCUGGCCAUCCGCGAGGUCGACUCGGCCUUUGUCGUGCCCGAAGCCUCCGAGAUCAUUGUCAAGUCGGGCGAAGACGUAAUGGAGCUUGUCCGCCAGGGCGAGGCCAACCGGGCGGUCGGCAAGUCAAACCUCAACGAGCACUCCUCACGCUCGCACACCAUCUUCCGCAUGAUCAUCGAGUCGACUGCUGCCGGCGGCGACGCGACGCCCAAGACCGAGCCGCCACGCGGAGCGCGGGCUACCCCCUCGCGGCUUGGCCGGUCAUCGUCGUCGGCGAGCAUGCUGCAAGGAGACGCUGUCAACAUCUCCGAGCUCAACCUGGUCGAUCUCGCGGGCUCGGAGACUCUGACUGAGCGCUUCGGCUCGCGCCAACAGCGCGAGACCAAGUCAAUCAACCUCUCGCUCACCCAGCUCAAGUCGGUCAUCCAGGCACUUUCCAAGGGCGAAGCCUUUGUGCCGUACCGCAACUCGUCGCUAACCAAGAUUCUGCGGACCUCACUCGGCGGCAAUGCCCGGACGGCGGUCAUCUGCACCGGCUCGCCGGCGUCGGCCCACCACAAGCAGACCAAGAUGACGCUUCUGUUUGGCACAAUGGCCAAGCGCAUUGUCAACUCGGCGCGGAUCAACCUCACCUACGACGACGACAAGGCCAUGAUCAAGCAGUACCGCGCACAAAUUGCCGCGCUCUCCAAGAAGCUUGCCGCCUUUGACUCGGUCCAGGCCCAAAAGGCGCGCCUCCAGGAGGCCUACCGUAAGCUUGAGCGCGAGGUGAUGCAGCUCCGCGACGGCGAGCGCGAACGGCAGUCGCUCACCGACCAGCUCGGCGAGAUGAACUUGGUCUCGUCGUCGACGCUAGCGCACGCUGCUCCCGGCGGCGACCCGUCGGACAUUUCCGACGCCCAGCUGCAAUCGCUCAUGGACCAGCUGACCGGCCUACAGGAGGCCAACUCCAAGCUGGCGGCCUCGCUUGCCGAAGUUAAGGCGACCAACGAGGUCAACACCCGCGCGCUCACCGCUGCUCAGGCCAAGCUCAAGUCGCUGCUCGGCUCGGGUAUGGACCACGACGCGCUCUUGCUCUGGCUCGGCGAGCUCAUCGAGUCGUACGAGCACCAGAUCGCCGAGCUCCGUAACUCGAACCAGGAACUGCUCUCGCUCAAGGUGGCCCACGAGAUGGAGGCGCAGGACCAGCUUGCGCUUGCCAAGCGCCAGCUCAAGCGCGCCCGCGCCGAGACCGCCGCCGCCGUCGAAGCCCGCUUUGCUGCCGAGCAGGCCCUCGUCACCGAGCGGACCUACUUUCACGCCAAGCUUGCCGAGCUUGGCAUCGCGCUGCCGCCCAUACCCUCAGCCUCGGCAGCUUCGGCCUCGUCCAAGUCAGGCGGUCGGCGGCCGCGCCACGACUCGGGCGCGUCGUCAUCAUCGUCGAUCAAUGCGUGA
Messenger RNA from Thecamonas trahens ATCC 50062, 1929 nucleotides. RefSeq lists its product as uncharacterized. The transcript is spliced from 2 exons. Gene Ontology annotation, biological process: microtubule-based movement. The record is from RefSeq and is a predicted model, not a curated record. Gene Ontology annotation, molecular function: microtubule binding; ATP binding; microtubule motor activity. NCBI's taxonomy places the organism in Eukaryota, Apusomonadida, Apusomonadidae. Bases 1 to 1929 code for a protein of 642 amino acids.